AUGAGAACUACUCUACCAGCCCCAGCUGACCCCGGUCAAAUUCAGGACGAAAUCGAUGUCCUGGCAAACACUCAUAAGAAUGAUCUAUGGCGUGUGAACAAACAGAUUCACGGAAACCCCGAGCCACACUAUGAAGAGGUGCAAGCCCAUGACAACAUUUGCAGUUUGCUGGAAAGCCUUGGGUAUACCGCCGCGCCUCAUGCAUACGGAAUCUCAACAGCUUUCCAAGUCGAGUUCGGCACCGGAGGGGGGCUCGUGAGUUAUAACGCCGAAUACGAUGCCCUCCCUCGUGGAAACGACGAGUACCACCAUGCAUGCGGACACAAUCUCAUCGCCACCUCCUCAAUUGCCGCCUUCCUGUUCACCGCGGGCUUGCUCAAAGAGAUGGGGAUCCAGGGCCGGGUCCGGUUGCUGGGCACACCAGCUGAAGAGUCGGGUGGUGGCAAAAUUGACUUGAUCGAAGCUGGAGCUUAUCGCGGCGUGGAUGCUAGUCUUAUGGCCCACCCAUCCAACGACAUCGAAUCCUUCGAUGGCAUCAGUUGUCCUAAGACUUUGGCCAUUAAUUCAGUCAAGAUCAAGUUCCAUGGAAAGGAGGCCCACGCUGCAGCCUCUCCGUGGGCUGGAGUCAAUGCACUCGAUGCUGUUGUUUCAACAUACAAUAACAUCGCGAUGUUGCGACAACAGCUUCCAUUAACAGAUCGUGUUCACAGCAUAAUUAGCAAUGGCGGCGAAAGACCGAACAUCAUUCCCGGACUUGCGGAGAUUGAGCUCUAUGCGCGGGCUGCCACCGAUACAGAGUUAGAAACACUUUGCAAACGACUUGAAGGCUGCAUCCAUGGCGGUGCGCAGGCAGCCGGAUGCAAAGUCGAAUUGACAUGGGAUCGGGCAUAUAAAAACCUGCGAAACAAUGAGACCAUCGCAAGGGUCUUUACCGACUCUAUGCGAGCCAUGGGGAAAACAUUCCAACACAAAUUGGAGGACAAUAUUGGAGGCUCAACUGAUCAAGGAAACGUGACCCACGAGAUCCCCGGUAUCCAUCCGAUGUUUGUGAUACCUACUCCAGAAGGCGACAUGGGACCGCAUACACCCGGGUUUGCAGAGGCAGCAGGCACAUAUGAUUCGUUUCUACGAGCCUUGGACGUUGGAAAGGGCCUUGCAACUGCAGGCUACCAAAUUCUGGCGGACCGCCAGCUCAGACAUGAGGCUUGGAAUGAGCAUGUCAAUAAAUGGCCGGGUGUAGCAAAGAGCGACGUCAGCUACACAUAA
Penicillium longicatenatum is the source of this 1266-nucleotide messenger RNA. Its product is annotated as M20 family metallopeptidase. Gene Ontology annotation, molecular function: dipeptidase activity. The coding region runs from base 1 to 1266 and encodes 421 amino acids. The record is from RefSeq and is a predicted model, not a curated record. NCBI's taxonomy places the organism in Eukaryota, Fungi, Ascomycota, Eurotiomycetes, Eurotiales, Aspergillaceae. The transcript is spliced from 4 exons.